Molecule: messenger RNA, 1909 nt
Organism: Pieris brassicae (large cabbage white)
Lineage: Eukaryota; Metazoa; Arthropoda; Insecta; Lepidoptera; Pieridae
Gene: nSMase
Product: putative neutral sphingomyelinase
Exons: 6
Coding region: 250-1434 (394 amino acids)
Cellular component (GO): cytoplasm
Molecular function (GO): sphingomyelin phosphodiesterase activity
Source: RefSeq, a predicted model, not a curated record
CAUUGACAGUUUGUUAAUCAAAAUCGUGUUGUCGAAUCGCGACAGUGAGAAUUGAAUACCAAAAAAUAAUAUCUAGUAAAAUUUACAUUCCUUCUGUAUUCAAAUAUUUUCUAUUUAAAUACUUCAAACUACAAAUUGAUGAUAAAACAAAGAGAGAGAAAAGUUUGCUAUAUUUAUUAAAUUAGUGCGAUCCAUAUUGAACAUAUUACGGGUACAAUUAUAAUUAAUUAUUUACUAAUUAGUAGUAAAAUGGAAUUCUCUAUAAAUUUGUUUACACUAAACUGUUGGGGUAUCCCUAUUGUAUCCAAAAAUCGUAAGGAAAGAAUUGAAGCAAUUACUAAGUAUUUACUUUCCGGUGACCAAGAUAUUGUAUGUCUUCAAGAAGUAUGGAGUGAAAAUGAUUAUCUCUAUUUGAAAGAGAAUUUAAGUAGUGUACUGCCAUAUUCACACUAUUUCUAUAGUGGAGUUCUUGGUUCAGGUCUAUGUGUGUUCUCCAAGUGGCUUAUAAAAGAUGUCUUCUUUCAUCAAUGGCCGUUGAAUGGUUACAUUCACAAGAUACAUCAUGGAGAUUGGUUUGGAGGGAAAGGGGUUGGUCUUUGUCGCAUUAAAUAUUUGGACAGAUUAAUAAAUGUUUAUUGUACACAUUUGCAUGCUGAAUACCAUGAAGAUGACAUUUACCUAGCCCACCGAGUAUUGCAAGCACAUUCGACUGCCGAGUUUGUGAACCUUACCUCUUCUCCAGCUGAUAUCUCCUUUCUAGCUGGUGAUUUUAAUACAGCUCCUGGAGAAAUAUCGUUUAGAUUAAUAACUCAAAUAGCAAAUCUUCUAGAUCCAUGUGAUGUAGAGUCAAUUGGGGACACAGCAAAGUUGAUAAAAGCAUUAGGGACCUGUGAUAAUAUCAAUAAUAGCUACUCUAACCCGAAAAUGACAAAAACCUGCCCGGAAGGAAAGAGAAUUGAUCAUAUACUGUUCAACGUGAAUUCAGGAUGGGAGGCCGAAGUCAUCAGUCUCAAGAAUCCACUACAAGAUAGAGUACCAGGACAAGAAUUUUCAUAUUCAGACCACAACGCCGUGUCGCUCGAGUUGAAGGUUAAGGCAAAUGUCAAAAACAAGGAACGGCCUAAGAGCGUUUACGACAAAUAUGAUGACACAGUAGUAGAAGCAAUUAAAAUCUGUAAAGAAGCAAAAGUUACUGUGGUGAAAUCGAGAAAGUUAUUUUUGAUAACCGGUGGUCUUAUUUUCAUGUUUUUGAUUGGUUCGGUUGGGUAUUGGCCGAACAAUGUUUUAGUCGAUAUGAUUAAAAUAUUCAUGACCGGUAUUUGUUUUUAUUAUAUUGUUAUGGGGACGAUUUGGAAUAGAAUUGAGAUGAAUAGUCUUAAAGCUGGGUUGUCAGCAUUAGAAAAUUUCCAAAGGAGUAGUUUAAGUGAAAAUUAGUGUAAAAAUAUUUAUUUAUUUAUUAGGUACAAUGUAAUUUAUAUUACGUUUUAAACAGACUUCCAAAUAUAAUUUUUUUCAUAGCAGUCUUUUCCUAAUAAUGUCUACGCAGUAGCCUUUCCUAUGUUAAGCUUUGGCUAAGCCAUUUGUUGUUUAUAGUAAAAACGAAAACAUGUGUUCUAUACCGAAAUCUUUAAAAAAAAUAAACCAAUUUUUUUUCGAAAUUCAAAUAAUGUAUGAAAUUAUUUUUGUUGUAUCUGAAUAUUUGGAAGCAGAUAUUUCAAUAAAUACAGUACUUCAAUACGUAAUUACUAUGCAUUUAUCAGUGCUUAUAAGCUAUUAUUUAGGACGGAAUUUUUACGAUUUUCGUCUUAAAGAUAAGUUUGCCUUGUAAGAUACGAGGCCCAUAAGUGUACAUACCAAUAAUUGUGAUAUUUUAUUCAUACUCAUUUUAAAAAUAAAUAACCAAUUCUUA